Molecule: messenger RNA, 1233 nt
Organism: Naegleria fowleri
Lineage: Eukaryota; Heterolobosea; Eutetramitea; Acrasida; Naegleriidae
Exons: 1
Coding region: 1-1233 (410 amino acids)
Biological process (GO): inosine biosynthetic process; adenosine catabolic process
Molecular function (GO): adenosine deaminase activity
Source: RefSeq, a predicted model, not a curated record
AUGUCGGAACUAGAAGAGAUGAUCAAUGCUUCUUCCUUUGUGUUGCAAAAUAGAGAACGCAUUCAAUCCAUUGUUCAAUUAUUACCCAAGAUUGAUAUCCAUACUCAUUUAGGUGGAUGUCUGCGGUCCAGUACGAUUUAUGAUCUCAUCAAAUUACAUCCGAAUAUUUAUGAAAAUCCUGAUGAAGUGGUUCGUCAGGUACAGCUUACGGAAGGAGAUCAACGCAAUCUAAAACAAUGUUUUGAUAUAUUUAAAAUUAUUAAUUCUGUUACUGCUGAUUUAAAAGUACUGGAAAGAAUUACAUACGAAACUCUCGAAGAUUAUGAUGCUGAGAAUUGUAUUUAUUUAGAGUUGAGAACAACACCAAAAUCAAAUUCAAAUCCAUCUUACACUAAAAAGGAUUACUUGAUGUGCAUUGUGAAUACGAUUGAAAGAUACUUGAAAGAGCAUGAGAAUGAUACCAAUUUUGUGGACGUGUCACUUCUCGUAAGCGUGAAUAGAAGUGAAUCUAUCGAAAAAGCAAAAGAAAAUAUUGACCUUGCUCAUGAAAUUAUCAAAGAAAGACGAGAGCUACAAAAGAAUGGCCACAUGUUUAAGAGCUCAGGUGUGGUUGGUCUCGAUUUUUGUGGAAACCCAUAUGAUGGCAAUUUUACUGAUUUUGCUAAACUAUUUGCCGAAAGCAAUCUGAACCAAACUAUUCAUUUUGCAGAAAUUAACAGUUAUGACGAGUCUAAAGCGAUGCUUCGACAUUGUUUGGAGAUGAAUUCAAAAGUGAAAAUUCGUCUUGGACAUGCUGUCUGUCUCAAUGAUGAACUCAAGGAAAUGCUACUUGUUGAUAAGAGCAAAAAAGAGCUCACCGAAAAACAUACCCAGUUUGACAGAAUCCCUGUUGAAAUUUGUUUGACGUCUAAUCUCAUGAGCAAAUCAGUGUUUAACAUUCACGAUCAUCCACUCGUGAUGUUUUAUUUGUCGAACCAUCCAAUUAGCAUCAACACUGAUGACAGAGGAGUGUUCCAAACUUCUCUCGAAAUUGAAUACAUGAAAGCAAUAGAAGUUUUCGACAAGAUUUUAUCCAAUACUCCAAAUAAUCAAACAGAAAUUCAAUCCUCUCUUUAUGAAUUGAUCCGUGUGGUAGAGAAAUCGAUUGAGAGUGUGUUUGUUGAGAAUAGAGUUAUUGAGAAAAUUUUAACCUCAUACAGAGAGCGUGUAGCUCUUGUUCUGGCAGCAGAUUAG